This is a messenger RNA of Pedinophyceae sp. YPF-701, 885 nucleotides long. The record is from the annotation of a GenBank genome assembly. NCBI's taxonomy places the organism in Eukaryota, Viridiplantae, Chlorophyta, Pedinophyceae.
AUGUGCAGUUCAUGCACAUUUUUGGAACUCCUGACGCCUGUCGCGCCGAAGCGCUUUCUUGCGCUAGCGUCGUUGUCAGCGGCUGGCAAAGCAAUCGGAGUGUCUACUGCACUGGCUGUGCAACCUGCCAUUCACAAGAAUUUUGCGAUGACGGACAACAUCUCAGAAAUCACGGCGAAAUCACAGGCUCAACACGUCGUCGUAGAUAACGUCGGAAUGAUCAUCGCGAUUGCGGUGACCAAACUAGCUGCGACGCACUUGCCAGGCAGGCAGGCUCUCCUUGCGCCCUUGUUUCUCUUCUUCCCUCUUGCAGUGGGCGAUGUCUUCUGCACAUACAAGGAGCUGAAGAGCGUGCAUCUGCGCUCGUUGAACAGGACGAGAGCUGAAAUGGUCAUCACCCAGUGGGUGGAAGGAGGGCUCAUGCCGACCCCGCUGCAGGCAUCUGCAACAGAGAACUUGUUGUUCCCGGAAAUCAUCGGGCCAGGACCACGCCUGCAGUUUGUGCCGUUGUCGCGCCUACCCAUCACACCUAGUGAAGCUGCACUUCUUGGAGGCGGGCGCGCACGCUGGACAGCCAAACUCCUCGAUGGCGCUUGGCCGGCAACGAACUUCGGGAUCGCGCUGAGGAACGACGCGACUCCGAGGGACAUCCUGACGGCGAUCUUGCAUGCGACGUACGUGCGCAUGGAAGUCACUCAGCUGAAGACCGCUGACAUGACCGACACUUACCGUCGUCGUGAGAUCAUUGAGCACUGCUUGCAAAAAGCGCAGUUGCAUAAAGGCAGUCUUCUGGCAGCUCUGUCCUCGAAUGGAUGGGAUGUUUCACAGUUCCUGCUGGGCUCCUCCGAACGCUGUCGCUGGCGAGUGGACGACUCGCUCGCCUGA